AUGUCGCCCCUUCCCAUUAUUGCCAGCCAUCCUAUUAUAGGACUGACUGCUGCCAUUCCCAUCAUGGCCGCCGCCAUUCACCACACAGCAGCCGGCCACUACAAUAUACGUGCUGACGCACACCCUGCCCCAUUGCGGCCACCAAUCCCAUUAGGGGAGCGCCAGCCGCCAUCCCCAAUAUGGCCGCUAUUCAGGCUGCCAUCCAACGAUGCCCCACAGUGCUACUAUUAUGUGUGCCGACAUCGUCAUAGACAUGCCGGCGCACACCACAAUGUCCCCUCUAAUGGCCAACCAAGGCCUCAACUUAACCUCCCAACCUCCCACUAUGACCGCUGA
Molecule: messenger RNA, 336 nt
Organism: Pelobates cultripes (western spadefoot toad)
Lineage: Eukaryota; Metazoa; Chordata; Amphibia; Anura; Pelobatidae
Source: the annotation of a GenBank genome assembly